AGUGGCUGAUGCCCAAAUUUCUGCAGAGGCGCGGAAAAACCAGUGUGCGAGGAGCGGAGUGCUGUCAGAGCUGCUGAGAGCUUCGACAAGGAGGGAGGCGAGCUGGAGUUUCCGAGGUGAUAUAGAAACAGCAAGCUCCCCCCAGGUUCAGAGGGAUAAAAGAACAGAGCCCAAAACAUAGUCUGCGUAAAAGCCGAGGACGCUGCGUUAUCAAACGGAGGGCAGAGACGAGGAGAGUCGAUCCGCCGAGUCCAAGUUACCCUGCGCUUCGCUCCAAAGGCUGCGCUGAUGGCAUCCGUACUUGGAAACAACAGCCGCGCGUCGGGGGCUCAGAGCGGACAGGUCAAAUGCAAGCUGAAGAGGAGAAGGAGGAGGCGAUCGAAGAGAAAAGAAAAAGUCAGUAUGCUGUCAUCAUUGAUCGCUCCCUUCAAGUACAUAAGCCCUGGGACCAGCAGCACAGAGGACGAGGACAGUUUAAGUACCAGCAGUGCCGAGGUGAAGGAGAACCGCAAUAUUGGUAACCUGGAGGAUCGCUCCAUAGGAUCGGCAGAGUGCCAGUCCAUUUUCUGCUCCGACUCAGCGAGAAGUGGGAGCUCCGGUCUGAAGAGGAAACGGCCGCUGGAGGAGGACAACAACGGACACUUGUGUCAACUCCGCCUCAUCUACAAGAAACUUUCCUGGUCUGAAGCACCGAAAAAUGCUUUGGUGCAGCUCAAUGAGCUGAAGCCGGGCCUACAGUACCGCAUGGUGUCUCAGACCGGCCCGGUCCAUGCUCCCGUCUUCUCCAUCGCUGUGGAGGUGAACGGGCUGACUUUCGAAGGCACGGGCCCCACAAAGAAGAAAGCUAAGAUGAGGGCUGCAGAGCUGGCCCUCAAGUCCUUCAUCCAGUUUCCUAACGCUCCUCAGGCCCACCUGGCCAUGGGAAACAUUUCAAACCCUUCGGCUGACUUCACCUCAGAUCAGGCAGACUUCCCUGAGACACUCUUCAAGGAAUUUGAGUCUUCUGCGUGCUCCGACGGCCUCUCGUUCUGCAACUCGGCAGCAGAGAGCGAGCUUCUAUCAAGUGAGCUACUGAGACAUGGACGGUUGCUCCGACACACCUUGGACCUGAUGGUGCAGGCUCAGCAGAGGCUUGGUGGGAUUGUUCCAGAGCAAGAGGCUCCUAAGAGCCCCGUAGCCAUGCUCAACGAGCUCCGGCCGGGCCUGCGCUACGCCUGCCUCUCUGAGCGGGCCGAAGGCAAGCGGCUGCGUAGCUUUGUGAUGGCUGUGCGUGUGGAUGGGCGGAUUUUCGAGGGCUGUGGGCGCAGCAAGAAGAUGGCCAAGACCCAGGCGGCCCAGUGUGCUCUUCAGGCCCUCUUCAACAUCAGGACGGCCCCUGAGGGGACGACAGGCCUCAAAGCCAGCAGAAAGAGCUGCCCUCAUUUACCCCAGGACUUUGCCGAUUCAAUAUUCCACUUGGUGAGGGAGAAGUAUCGGUCCCUGGUGGGCGGCUGCAGUCCUGCGCACGCUCGCCACAAAUCCCUGGCAGGCAUCGUAAUGACCCGAGGUCUGGACCUGAGGCACGCCCAGGUGGUGGCGUUAUCCACGGGCACCAAGUGUAUCAACGGGGAAUAUCUGAGCGACCAGGGACAGGUGGUCAACGACUGUCACGCUGAGGUCACGGCCCGCAGAGCCCUGCUACGCUUCCUCUACUCUCAACUUGAACUCUUUUUAAGUAAAAGACCAGAAGACUGGGAGGAGUCGAUAUUUGUGCGACACAAGGAGUGUGGCUACAGGUUGAGAGACAACAUCCAUUUCCACAUGUACAUCAGCACGUCGCCGUGUGGGGACGGGAGGCUCAACUCGCCCUAUGAAAUCACCUCUGACCUUCACAGCAGCAGACACCUCCUGAGAAAACAUCGCAGCCACCUGCGGACCAAAAUCGAGUCAGGAGAGGGGACGGUGCCGGUGCGAGGUCGGGGGCCCGUCCAAACGUGGGACGGGGUCUUACAGGGCGAGCAGCUCAUCACCAUGUCUUGCACCGACAAGAUCACCAGAUGGAACAUCCUGGGCCUGCAGGGGGCGCUGCUGAGCCACUUUGUGGAGCCGGUGUACCUGCACAGCGUGACCGUCGGCAGCCUGCGGCACACUGGCCAUCUGGGCCGUGUUCUGAACCAGCGGCAGGAGCGCUUUGGCCCCCUGCCCGCCACGCACAGACGCAACCAGCCCCUGCUCAGCGGGCUGAGCAGUGCCGAGUACCAGCAGCCGGGGAAGGCCUCCUGUGUGAGUGUCAACUGGACGCUGGGCGAUGUUCAGCUGGAGGCGGUCAACACAUCCACAGGGCGGAGGCGGGACGCAGGGACUCCCUCACGUCUCUGCAAGCACACCCUGUUCACCCGCUGGAACAGACUCUACCGCAAGGUGAGGGCAAAGGUCAGGGGCUCAGCUACAUCUACGAGGGGACAGUUAAUAAGGUAGAAAGAAGGUGUGCUUCAAUCCACCUCCACAUCCAUUUAAAUUAUGAGCAUAAAGAAAUCUCAAUAGAAUUGCAGAAAGUUUGAGGGGAAAAAAAGUGAAUAUCGCGAAGAAGUUUUGAAAUAUGGCUGGAGUGGAAAAGUUGGUCUGACAAUAAAAACAAAUUGCAAUGGAAACAGAAAUAGUGCACUACAUUAUACCAUCAUGUUAGACUUAAAGUAAUAAAUAACCCAACCUACUGCUUUUCCGAGUCGAUGGGAACAACCUUUUUCUUUCCACAUUUCUUUUUAAAUCUGUUAAUGUGCAUUUCAUUUUGAUACAAACCUAUCUAGAAGGGUUGCUAAAAGGUCAUUACAAGAGUUGCUACCCUUUUCCCAACUACAAGGGAUGCAACAACAAAUGACAUGGGAAUUUACAUUUUUACCUAUUCACCUUAUAGGCUUUUCAUUUGGAUUUUUGCGUUAUAGUAUAAAAGCACAGGUAUAACAUUGAUGAUAGCUCUGUUCUGUUUAAGCAUAGCAACAGACACAAUACAAAGCGACCCUCUAGAACACAGCCAUUAUUACAAUUAUGAAUUAUACUGUUUUGCUUAGUAUGACACAAGGAAAUAUCUGUCCUAUUCAUUUAAAUGUUAAUUAAAAACCUCCUUCCACAGUGUA
Gymnodraco acuticeps is the source of this 3113-nucleotide messenger RNA. It is a transcript of the gene adarb2, whose product is annotated as adenosine deaminase RNA specific B2 (inactive). Gene Ontology annotation, molecular function: double-stranded RNA adenosine deaminase activity; double-stranded RNA binding; tRNA-specific adenosine deaminase activity. Gene Ontology annotation, cellular component: cytoplasm; nucleolus. The transcript has 9 exons. NCBI's taxonomy places the organism in Eukaryota, Metazoa, Chordata, Actinopteri, Perciformes, Bathydraconidae. Bases 289 to 2457 code for a protein of 722 amino acids. The record is from RefSeq and is a predicted model, not a curated record. Gene Ontology annotation, biological process: adenosine to inosine editing; RNA processing.